This is a messenger RNA of Nerophis lumbriciformis (worm pipefish), 889 nucleotides long. It is a transcript of the gene exosc4, whose product is annotated as exosome component 4. The record is from RefSeq and is a predicted model, not a curated record. Gene Ontology annotation, biological process: U4 snRNA 3'-end processing; nuclear mRNA surveillance; rRNA catabolic process. Gene Ontology annotation, molecular function: RNA binding. Gene Ontology annotation, cellular component: nucleolus; cytoplasmic exosome (RNase complex); nuclear exosome (RNase complex). NCBI's taxonomy places the organism in Eukaryota, Metazoa, Chordata, Actinopteri, Syngnathiformes, Syngnathidae.
UGGGUAAUGUAGUAUUAUACGCAGGCACGUGUGUUCUUUUAGCUACCUAAUUCAGUACAAUCAUGGCGGGUUUGGAGCUUCUGUCUGACCAAGGCUACCGCCUGGAUGGAAGAAAAGCCCCUGAACUCCGUAAGGUUCAGGCCCGCAUGGGUGUGUUCGCCCAGGCCGAUGGUUCCGCGUAUAUAGAGCAGGGAAACACCAAAGCUUUGGCUGUUGUGUACGGUCCACAUGAAAUGCGAGGCUCCCGCAGUCGGACCCUUCACGAUCGGGCUGUCAUCAAUUGCCAGUACAGCAUGGCCACCUUCAGCACGUCGGAGAGGAAGAGGAGGCCACAUGGCGAUCGCAAGUCCACCGAGAUGAGUCUUCACCUCAAGCAGACCUUCGAAGCCGCUGUGCUGACCCAGCUCUACCCACGCUCCCAAAUAGACAUUUAUGUCAAGAUUCUACAGUCAGAUGGAGGAAACUACAGCGUCUGCGUCAACGCCGCCACCCUUGCCAUCAUCGACGCCGGCAUCCCCAUGUUGGACUACGUAUGUGCUUGCACCGUCGGCUUUGUGGACGAAACGCCCCUUGCAGAUCUUUGCUACGCCGAGGAAAGUGGUGGGGUUAGCUCUCUGGCUUUGGCGCUGCUGCCCCGAAGCGGGCAGAUUGCUCUACUGCAAAUGGACGCCCGACUGCAUCAGGACCACUUGGAAACCAUGAUCGAUACCGCCAUGACGGCUUGCAAAGGCAUGAGCAAGGUGCUGGACCAGGUGGUGCGUCAACACCUCCAAGAAGUCUCACUGAUAUCACAAAUAUCACAAAUAUAGUUCAACUUGUUGAUCAAUUUAUGACCAAAUACAUUUGUACAAUAUUGUGUAUAUGUGAUGAUUAAACACGUUUUCCAUAA